CCUUUGACAUUAGUUGGUCUGAUGAGCUUAGAUGGCGCCAACCAACAACAAGUCGGUAACAUUGGAGAUCAACUUCUAUAAAGAGGACAUAGUGAAGUCAACCAACAUGGAGGACGAACGUGACGUCAAAACAGGACUUGAAGAAAGUUGUACUUUUAUCUUUAAAAAGCGUAAGACACGAAACACGGACUAUCGGAAGAGGCCGAAAUCGAGUUCUGAAGAAGAAAAGUCCAACAGCAGCGACGAAGAACCGUCAGUGAAACGUCCAAACCAUCGCAAGUCGAAGAAAAACCCCAAUGUUCAAAGUACGAGUAAAAAAAAGCAGCAAGAAAAUGAAAAUGUUAAUGACUCGAGUAGUGAGGAAGACCUCCUGGUUAGUUACAAGUCGAAGCGCUCCGCAAUGGCCGAAGGCCCCACCGAUCAAGGAGCCACGGCGAUUUUGGAAAUUGAAACCGAGCGAGACAGAGACGCGCAAGCCCUCUUUGAAAAGCGGUUAGAGAUCAACAAAGAACUGGAAGGCAAAGAAGAUGAUAAAGUAUACAGAGGGAUUAACAAUUAUACGCAAUACUACAAACCAAAGGACACCGCUGCGGGUAAUGCCAGUUCCGGGCUUGUAAGAAAGGGCCCCAUUAGGGCCCCGGCCAAUUUGCGCGCCACCGUCAGAUGGGACUAUCAGCCGGAUAUUUGUAAAGAUUACAAAGAAACGGGGUUUUGCGGGUUUGGGGACAGUUGUAAAUUUCUGCACGACCGGAGCGACUAUAAACAUGGAUGGCAGUUGGAGAGGGAGUGGGCUGAGGGCAAAUAUGGACAAGAAAGCGACGAAGACAAAAAAUACGAAAUCGAUUCAGAUGACGAGGAUUUGCCUUUUAAAUGCUUGCUUUGCAGGGAGAGUUUCACUGACCCUAUUGUCACCAAAUGCAAGCACUACUUCUGCGAAAAGUGUGCUCUGGAAAGAUACAAGAAAUCGGCUCGGUGCUUCGCCUGCAACGCCCAAACCAGCGGCGUCUUCAACCCCGCCAGAAAACUAAUAGCGCGUCUCAACAACGAAGAAAAGCCGAAAAAGGCCGACAGCUCCAAUUCCGACUCGGACUGACUCCGUCCACCAAGACCUUCACAACAAAUAAGUACUACUAAAUAAUAUCACGAUAAAAAAAUAAAUGUUAUGUAUAUAAAACUAAA
Zophobas morio is the source of this 1179-nucleotide messenger RNA. Its product is annotated as E3 ubiquitin-protein ligase RNF113A-like. Gene Ontology annotation, molecular function: metal ion binding. The record is from RefSeq and is a predicted model, not a curated record. NCBI's taxonomy places the organism in Eukaryota, Metazoa, Arthropoda, Insecta, Coleoptera, Tenebrionidae. Gene Ontology annotation, biological process: snoRNA splicing. Bases 32 to 1093 code for a protein of 353 amino acids. Gene Ontology annotation, cellular component: U2-type spliceosomal complex. The transcript is spliced from 4 exons.